Messenger RNA from Suillus bovinus, 504 nucleotides. RefSeq lists its product as uncharacterized. NCBI's taxonomy places the organism in Eukaryota, Fungi, Basidiomycota, Agaricomycetes, Boletales, Suillaceae. The record is from RefSeq and is a predicted model, not a curated record. Bases 1 to 504 code for a protein of 167 amino acids. The transcript is spliced from 4 exons.
AUGGCACCUUGUAAGCCUACCUCCAAGCCAAAGUGCGCCCCCUCACCACCUGCCACAAAACAGCAGGUGCGCACUGCAAGUGGUCGAGAGUGGCAACCAACUGAAAAAGAGAACUACCGUCUCAGCGAAUCCCAACAUGUUGUCCAUCACCAAGAAAUCAAGGAAACCCAGAUGGCAAAACAGAAGAAGAAAACCUUAAAGGCUGCCUACCAAGGGCAUCCUGACGUCUUCGAGAAAGAGCCGUCAGAGCUCCUUAGUGACAUGGACAGGCAAGAAGACACAAUGUUCUCUGAUCACAGUGUCGAUACAAGGUUGUCCAAUACUAAUAGCCUGACAUUCAGUACAGGGAAAAUCCCUCCGAGGUUGCGCAACCCAUCCAUACAUAAAACUAAAGGACCAAAAGCGCCGCAUAAUGUUGACGAGUCAACAGACAACAACGACAAUGACAACGCUGCCGACAAUGACGACAACGAUCAGUUGCCUGCAGCUCGAGGGACCAAGUGA